AUGCUAUCCCGCCACCCCGUCACCCUCCUCCUCUCUCUCGGCCUCCUCUUCACCACCUCUUUCUCCCUCCCCACCGACCCCAAAACGCUCCUGAGCCGGGCCUCGACCUGCUCCGCCAACACGGACAAGCUCGUCGCCGGGAUAAACAAGAACAUCGAGCUCCAAAAGCAAGAGCAAGCACAACUGAAGGUCGUCACGGGCAUCGUCGAUUCUGAUACCGUGGAUCAAGCGGAUUUCGCCUCUGCGAAGAGCAAGUUUGUCGAUAUUGUGAAUGCGGGUAUUACGCAGCGAAAGGCGAAUCAACAAUUGGCUGCUGGGAACAAGGCCGCGGAUGGGUUGGCUAUUGUCGCCAAUGCUCAAGCCGCAGAACUCAAAGCCGUGACAGGCCUGACCGGUGUCGCGAGCACCGACGACGCUACAUUCGCCGCAUUGAGCGGCAUGUUCGCUGGCGGAAUCGCCCAGAACCAGAAGAAUGCCAAGGAUGCGGCUGAUGGAUGCACUGAUGCUGAUAGCACGGGUGCUACUGAUAAUUGUCAGUGA
Cadophora gregata is the source of this 540-nucleotide messenger RNA. RefSeq lists its product as uncharacterized. The record is from RefSeq and is a predicted model, not a curated record. NCBI's taxonomy places the organism in Eukaryota, Fungi, Ascomycota, Leotiomycetes, Helotiales, Ploettnerulaceae. The coding region runs from base 1 to 540 and encodes 179 amino acids. The transcript has 3 exons.